Cladophialophora yegresii CBS 114405 is the source of this 1686-nucleotide messenger RNA. RefSeq lists its product as uncharacterized. NCBI's taxonomy places the organism in Eukaryota, Fungi, Ascomycota, Eurotiomycetes, Chaetothyriales, Herpotrichiellaceae. Bases 1 to 1686 code for a protein of 561 amino acids. The record is from RefSeq and is a predicted model, not a curated record. The transcript is spliced from 3 exons.
AUGCACAUCAGUCGUGACAUCGCAGGUCUCGGCACUGUCAGCACGGACAAGACAUACUUCGACGGCACGGUAGCACAAUUCCGGGGGAUACCUUAUGGUGCUGUCACGCGGCGAUUCCAAAGACCAACGAUUGUGGACGAGUGGCCUACGAAGGCUCUCGACGCCUGCCAAUUCGGCCCAGUCUCACCCACACCGGCCCUUGCGGCCACUCUGAACCUCGUUGGCGCCACCCUUGAAGCCGAAGACCCUAUUCCUCCUGCCGACGAAUUCCUGUGUCUCAACCUUAACAUCACAGCACCCACGAACAACGAUGCCGCCAAGAAACUCCCCGUCCUCGUCUUCAUCCAUGGCGGUGCGAACUGCAUGGGCGCCGGGUCUACAGCCGGAUAUAAGGGCGCUCCUCUCGUCCAUAUGUCCUUGGGCAUGGGCCAGCCAAUCGUGGUGGUCACCAUGAACUUCAGACUGGGGGCUUUUGGAUUCUUGGCGUCGGCUGAUCUCGAGGAGGAUAAUCGGGCAGCCGGCGAUCGCGGCGUCGGCAACUAUGGGAUCCACGAUCAGAUUGUGGCGCUGCAGUGGGUGAAGAGGUAUAUUGGUGCAUUUGGCGGCGACCCAGGGCAGGUGACGGUGGUUGGCCAGAGUGCUGGUGGAAGUGAGUACCUUGGUUUCUUGAUUUCCGCGGAUCCCGUCCUGACUUUGCGCUAUUUACUGACUUGGAGAGCAGGUGAUAUUCAUAUUCAGAUGCUAUCGCGCUGGGCUUCGCGCGAGCAAUUGUUCAGCCAGGCGGUGAUCAUGUCGGGCAACGCCGUGCUCACCACUCGUAGCCUCGAGCACCAAGAAGGCAUAUACCAGAAGUUUCUUGCACACCUGCAGAUUCCCUCCGAUAUCGCUGCAUCGGACAAAGUCCAGCGUCUGCGCGAUGUCCCAGUGAAUGAGCUGUUGAACGCAUACAUCGCCACUGGAUCGCCGCUACCGAAUUGGCAAGCCACAGUCGAUGGGUUCCUCCUCGAUGAUCUUCCCCGAUCGUCGACGAUAGGAGACCAGCAGUACGACACGUAUGUCCGCAGAAUCAUCAUUGGUGACUGUGAAAAAGAAGGAAUCAUCUGGGCCCCACGUAUCGCCAAACUCGGCUGGACACCCGACAAGAUCCGCGCCUUGCUCUCGUCUUGUUUCCCUGCCGAAGUCGUCGACCGUAUGACCUCGUCCUACAACCUCUCGGACUUCUCGCCCGAGCAAGCAGUGGCCAUCCUGGAACCGUUCUGCAACGAUGCAGAGUUCGGCCGCGAUAUCCACGCGAUUGCAAAGUCUUUCAGCGCCGGCGCCGGGAAGGCGUUGUACUACCACAUGCGCUAUGGCAAUCCAUUCCCGGGCCCGUUCCAGAACCUGGCACACCACGCCGUGGACUUGCUUUUUCUCUUCCAGACAUACAACCACCUCUUGCCGGACAAGCUGGCAGAAGCAGCACAGCAGAUGGGACGGCACUGGAUAAACUUCCUCAACGGCGGCGAUCCAUGGCCUGCCUACAGUGAGGGAGAGAGCUCCAUGUGCUAUGGACCAGAGGAGGUGGCGUUGUUGGGUCGGAAAGAGGAUGACAUGGGCAGAUAUGAGCGGUGGGAAAACUUAGGCGGCACGGAUGAGUGGCCCAGGUGCAGUAUGAUCAUUCGCGGGGAGGUUGCUUCGCUGGUGUGA